AGACGCUCUGUAAAGAUAAGCCCCAAUAAAUCUAGCGGUGAAACAGCUGGAAAAGACGUAGAAGUUGAUGUAAAUUCCAGAGGGACGAAAAGUCGUGCUGAAAAUGAUCAAAAAGGAUACUUUUUUUAAUUCAAAGCCGUGUGAGGAUGCUUGAGGAAGUCAGAUGAACUGUUACAGCAUCAAAUACAAAAGAAAAACAUCGACUCUGAGCUGACUUUCUGUUUUUCAAACAAUAUCCCACGUAUUUUGAUUUAGGACAUCAUGGGAAGUUUUAAAGGCCAUGCAUUACCUGGAAGUUUCUUCCUAAUCUUUGGUUUGUGGUGGGCCGCAAAGCAGUCAUUUUUGUACGCUGCCCGCAAGAACAAAAGUGCUGGUGCAGGAAGGCUGGCAACUAGAGCUUCCCAACGGCGCAUAGAAAUCAUGGAAGGAGCAGUCAUUUUGGCAUUUUCUAUUUUUGGCAUGUUUGCAGAGCAACUUUUUGCCGGCGGGCCCAAGUUUCAACUGUAUAAUUCAUCCACUCAGCAAUGGGAGCAGCUGAUGAUCUGGCAGCACACCACCAUGUACCUGUUCUUUGCUAUCGCAGGGGCCACGGCUGCCAUUGUCCACAGCACAGAUAUUGCCCCGCUGGCAUUAGAUCGUAUGCUGCUGGGUCUUGCUUUCUUUAAUGAGGGAUUCCUGUUUUUUUAUCAUCUCCAUGGUAGAGACAUGCUUGAUGUCCUCGUUCACACCCUUCUCCUCUAUGCCAUUUUUGGACAAGCUCUUAUCUGCUUUCUGGAGGUUUUCCACAGGGGAAAUAUACUACUAGAAUUGCUUAGAGCCACUCUUACCAUACUGCAGGGCAGCUGGUUCUGGCAGAUUGGCUUUGUGUUAUACCCACCCAGUGAAGUGAAAUGGGAUCUGACAGACCAUGACAAUGCUAUGUUUGUAACAUUAUGCUAUUGCUGGCAUUUAGUAGUUGCAUUGCUCAUUGUUGCCAUAGUGUACUGGUCGGUUCUCUGUGGUGUCCGUUCAAAAGUGAGGAGAAUGCCACCCAUGGCAAUGGGGCUUUUGAAACCAAGAGAGAAAGAAGUGGAGUCUGAAGAUGAAAUCUGAUGAGAGUUUAUCACAGAUUUUACUUUGCAUCCUUAUGUGUUUGGACCUUCUCAAUCUCAGAGCACAUAUUGAGAUUAAGACAGAGGGGUAGUUGCCAAAUAUUAACGCAGCCGAGAGAAUACCUAAACAGUGUGUUUGUUCAAGUGGGCAAACAACGAUAGUCUUGCUGAUUGAGAAGUUUUUAUUUAUUUAUUCUUAUUUUAACAUUUCAUUCUCCUGUGUUUCUGGUGUCUCAGGAUUGAAACUUUAUAACUGAAAGGAAUUUUUCCUUUUUAUCCAAUCAUUUUAAAAGGUGUUUAUAUAUAUUUGAUAUUUCAUGCAGUACAGUUUUGCAUUGUUUCUCUUUGACUUAACACUGUACCGUGGAAAUUGAGAUUUAUUUGUGCCUUGUCAGUAUUUUGUUUUGUUUUUUCACUCAAGGUUGUUAUGAUAUUUUUCUUAAGUUGGUUUUAGAGGAACUACAUGAAAUACAUAUGCAGAUUAUUGCAAUUUAAUGCACCCGAGAUCUGUACUGACAUAUCUUAACAUAUAUCAUUGCCAUUGUUUUGUCUCAAGAUGCACACCUGCAUAUUUAUUUGUAAGGUUUGUUUGUAAAAACUACUGAAAUGUCCCAAUAUAACUAAGGCAUAGUCCUGGAUUAGUCUAAACCCAGUUCGGGAAAUCUCCCCAUCACCAAAUAUACGAUAUUUUAAAGUACUGACAGUUUUUAGCUGUUUAGCUGUUUGAUUUCUGCCACAGCAUUCUUUAUACAUAUA
This is a messenger RNA of Paramisgurnus dabryanus, 1847 nucleotides long. The record is from RefSeq and is a predicted model, not a curated record. Lineage: Eukaryota; Metazoa; Chordata; Actinopteri; Cypriniformes; Cobitidae.